Molecule: messenger RNA, 3126 nt
Organism: Thamnophis sirtalis
Lineage: Eukaryota; Metazoa; Chordata; Lepidosauria; Squamata; Natricidae
Source: RefSeq, a predicted model, not a curated record
CCGGGGGCUUCUGGGCCCGGCCUCCGCGAUGGCUCCGCUGCCCGUAGCGGGGGCGCUUGUGUAGGCCCAUCCCGAGCCAUGGCCUUCGUGCAGCCCGGCCAGGGCGGCCCCGGGGAGCCCAAGCAGAGGCUGGAGACGGGGGGCGAGGAGUGGUGCGACAGCGGCCUGGGCUCGCUCAGCGAAGGGCAGCUGGUCCAGCUCCAGGAGGAUGGAGGCCUGGGGGUCCGUGGAGACUCCGAGGGGGGGUCUGGGGUCUGCCCAGUGACCUCUGACCCCAGAGCCCCCCAGAAGUCCUUGGAGGAGGAGGAGGAGGAGGAGGAAGAGGGGCGCCUGGACUCGGCCCUGGGGGGCGACGAGGGGGUGGGCGACCUGGUGGAAGGGGUGGGGGGCGUCCACCUCCAGAGCCAGGUGGCCCCCGAGGCUUGGCUGCGACACGUCCUGGGCUUCGUCACCGAGGAUGGAGACACACCGCACUACACAUCGCCGUCAUCCUCGGGGCAUCCAGCUUUGUUGGCAAACUUGUGUCGGCAGGAGCCGGGCUAGGCGUCCAAGAGAAAGGAGGCCACACGGCCCUGCACUUGGCGUGCCGAGAGGGAUGGCGGGAUUGCGCGGAACAGCUUCUGGCGCCACUCGCCAACCAAAGGCUCAGUCAGGGCAACCGUUUCCAGGGCCAACUGGAUCGCGCCAAUUACGAUGGUUACAUCCCCCUGCAUGUGGCCAUUCUACGGAAAGAUUUGGACAUGGUCAGCCUCUUAAUCUCUGCAGGAUCUGAUCUCAACAGGCAGGAGCUAAGUUGUGGCCGGAGCCCCCUCCACCUGGCGGUGGAAUCCCAGAGCCCUGAAAUAGUGGAAUACCUCUUGCGUGCCGGAGCUGACACAGAGGCACGCAUGUAUGUGGGCUACACGCCCAUGUACAGCGCCAUGCACCGGCUUGACCAAAAAAUCCCACAGCUCUUACGGGAAUUUGGCUGCGAGGAGCCGGAGUGGGAUUCCGAAGAAAGUGUGGACAGUAACAGCGAGGAAGAAUAUGACGACAUCGUGAUCAACUGUGGCCACUAGAAGGGAGCCCGAAAGAGCCCUUUUGCCCCACGCUGGACUCCGCUAAAAGUGCCCCAGGGUGGCAGCUGGCUAUGUUCUCUGUAGCAAAUUGCAUCUUCACUGUGAGCUAGAUGUGAAACUUAUUUAUAAAGGCCGGGACGAAAGGGUUAGCAGCCUCGCCUGGCCCGGAGGCCUCUUUCCCCAGGGGCCCCCAUUCCGAUGUGUACCCUCCGUUAUUUUGUCCUUCGGAAAUUGAUGUCUCGUCUCCGAUGUCUCUCUCUUUGCCUGCCUUGAUGUCUCAGAAUCAGUAGGUUCGGGUUUCCUUCGUUAUUAGCCAGUGGCCGGCGUGUGUCCCAAGCAGAGCCUAGUUGCGAAAAGGCCUCCUCUUGUCCCAUCUCUUCCUGGAUCACACACACACCCCUCCCCGACCUUCCUGGGGAUGCUCACGGUCAGAUUCGGGUUUCCCUUCCUCCUUAAAUGUCUGUGAAUCUUGUUCCGGAGAGCUGGAGGGUCUGAGGACCUUAGAUGGGCUCCUCCUGCCUUGUCGUCGCGGAUUUGCCAGGCGCGAACAGCCAGAUUUCCCGGUUGAAGAGUUCAAUCAGCUACUUCAUUGCUGGUGUGUAGAAUACAGGAAUCUGCCCAGAUUGCCAGUUUGCGCCUUGGUCAGACACAGUAAGGUUCAACCGCAUUCAAGAAGGUCAGGCGUCGCCCUUUUGUGCCUACGUAGAGAUUCCAGACUAGUUCCCCGCUUGACUCCUCCCCCUCGCUCGGCCAAUGUCUUUCCGACGAGAAUAAGGUCCUGGCACCAGGGAAAGUUUUUCCUCUUCGCGGCUUGGUUUUCAACACAACCGUCACCCCAACCGGCGUGAGAUUUUUGCGGGCGAGCUGUAACCCUAAAUAUUUGGACCAAUUUUUAUCCGGGGCUUCGCAAAAUACCAACUUUGAAGGGGGGGGUCUCAUAGCAAUUGGGGGGGGGUUGUUUAGUUGGGAGGGGGAGAUCUCUUCCGAAAUAAAAGCGGGAUUUAGGAAGAAGAAAUUUUAAUUUUUCUUUCCUUCUUCUGGAAUUGUAAAAAAAAAAGGAGUUUGUGGAUUGUAAAAAGAAAGUGGAAAAGUGAAGCUUAGACGAGCAGUAAUUCUGUCAGGCCCUGAUGAAGGGAUGGUCUCAACUCACCUUGUCUGGAAGGGCGGCAUCAUUAUUGCCCGAAGCCCCCCACCCCCCGAAUCCCCCCUUGUUGGGCAGUUCAGAUACGAGCCCUGAAAAAACUUCCCGCUAAAUUCCAAGGGAAGUGAAUCCUUUUGGCCAAUCCUGCCUCUUCUUCCCACUCCGGCUUUAUUUCUAAAUCUGGAGAAUAAACUGGGAAGAGGGAGGAUUGCAGUCCUGUCUCUCCCCAGUAUCUGACAAGCCGCUAGGAAAUAAUUUGUCCCCAAAAGGUGACCGCGGACGGCAUCACCGCGAAGGAAAAGAUGCCAGUGCAAAUUAGCGAUGGUUAGGAUGGGUCUAGCACACUGUUUCCCAACCUCGUCCACUUGAAGAUGUCCGGAUUUCAACAAGCUGGCUGGGGAAUUCUAGGAGUUGCAGUCCGGACAUCUUCUCAAGUAGGCAAGGUUGGGAAACACUGUGCUAGCCGCUAGGAUUCGAUGGAAGAAGACAGAAUUGGAACCCAGAACCUGCUUGGAACUGGUGUUUCACAACAACUGGGGGGGGGGGGAAGGAGGCUGGAGGUUCCCCACUCCUCUCCUAGGAGCUGUCUCCGGAGCGUAACACCCCCCUGCAGGAGUGUCUCUUUAAAAUAACACACACACACACACACCACCGGUAUGCCUGUAACAAAGAGGAAAGAAUUGUGGGUUUACCAGGCUUUUGAACUCUGCUCUGCCUUGCCGUGUUCCUAGUCCCCCUUUCCACGGACGCUCAGUGUUUUGAAGUUCCAGUGUGGUUUCCUGUGACCUGCAUUUAUGACUCGAUUCGCUCUCUCUCUCUCUCUCUCUCUCUGCUUUUUUCCCCCCACCCCUCCUUCCUGGCUCUUCUCUGUCGAUUGUAUUCUGUAGGUCUUCCCGAGCAGACAGAUUAAACUUUACGGAUACGGUG